AACGAGAGAGUGAGUGAUCGAGUGGAAUCUAUUGAGAUUAAAAUCAGUGCGUGGAGUGGUAGGAUAAGGGUGAGCGAAAAGUGAGGUUAUGCUCUAAAAUUAGAGUGAGUAAGAGCAUCACAGUGUUGCGAUCAAAACCAAAGACCAAAAACCACGAUCAAAAGACCAAAAAUCACGACCAAAUUUGAGUUUAGUCCGUAGUAUGACGCUACAGUAACGAGUAUAUUUAGUCGUGCGGACGUAUAAUCAACGUCUGAUAGUGGAACGUUGAUAUAAUACAUGCCCGGUUGGGGCGGCCAUAAAGUUAACGCCGGAUGUUGGGGUUGAUAUAGUAAACGCCAGAUGUGGGGCGGUCAUAUAAUUUACGCCUGUACACGGGACGGUGAUAUAAUACACGCCCGAUGGGGCGUUUAUAUAGUUUCCGCCGGUCCAAGGCGUACAUAUAAUCUUCGCUCACUUAACACACGUAACCAACGCGUGUGGACCGGCAAACAUUAUACCUCCACCUCCACAUAAACCCCUUUACAUGUUACACGUUUACCCUAAUCUUUUCUUCUCGGUCUUCUUCUUUUCUACCUCUUUGUUUCUACCGCCAUCAAAACAACACCUCUAUCUUUCACUCCCAUUCUCAAACGCAGUAACGAGUAGGAAAGGAAGAAAAAAAAGGAAAAUAGCAACGAGAUAGAUUUCAUGAGAGGUAAUAUAGUUUUCUUAAUCUCUUCUAUUUAUCUACAUUCUUGUAUAAUUUAUUUAGGGUUUUAGUUUGUUAAAAUUAGGUUUUAAUUUAUUUAUGGUUUUAGUUUGUUAAAAUUAGGUUUUAGAAAAUUGGGUAUUGACAAAUAAUUAUGAAUAUAAUAUUGUAUGUGAACAGAUUUGAGUACGUAUGUUGUAUGUGGAUUUGGUUAAAUAUGAAAUUUGGUUUUAAGAUGAGCUAAAUUUAUGCGUUUUUUCAUAAAUUUGGAUUAAUAUGUGUUUUUACAUUUCUUGUGGUUAUGUGACAAAUUGUGGUUAUGUGAAUUUUGUGUGUUACAUAUGUAUAAUAGCUAAUUUAUAUGUAUGUAAAUGGGGUUAAAAGUAAUUGAUUUUGUAGUGAUUUUUAUGGAAUGUUGAAGUGAUUAAAUUGAGUUGUUAUGAGGUAUAUUUUUUGGUUUCUAAUAUGUUCUACAUACAUAGGUGACGAUUUAAUUUGUGUUUGUGGAAUUAUAGAAUUUGGAGUUAAUAUAGUUUGUGUUAAGGAUUUAUAGUAUUUGGAAUAUAAAUGGUGAUGGACUUAUAAAAAUAUGGAAUAAUGAGGGUUGGUGUUUUAAAAUUGAGAUUGCAUAUAUCUUGUGUGUGCACAAAUGCUGAACAGACUCACAGCGCGGUUCAAUGGUCGCAUGAAGACGAACAAGAAACAUAAAUCUUUAGCCGAAGAGUAUUACAACAUAAUCUCUACUGGUAAAAUUAAGGAGGUUGAUAUUCUCCGGUUAGGGCGGUUUCCUGUACUGCAAGAUGAUAAGCCGCACGCUACUACAGACAUUACAUUUACAGGAGAGAGCAGAAAUUAACGUAUCAACAUCGUGGAUCUCUGGCAUCGGUAAUUCAUCACUAUCAAACUAUUUCACAAUACUGUCUUAGAGCUAAAUAUAUUAUUUAAAAAGCGGGAUGGCAAAGUUUACUGAACAUACAAUGUAGCGAAACCCAGCAUUCAAUGGUUGAUUAUAUUGUUGAGCGGUUUUGGGAUACAACAAAUACUUUUCACUUCCCAUUUGGUGAGAUGGGAUUUACCCCUAGAUUGGCUCAUGUUGACUGGACUGAGUAUCGGUGAUGGGCCUGACGUUCCGUAUGAUUCUGGGAAGUAUCAAUUUGAAUAUGUUCGUGAACGUAUCUUUCCGGAUAUCCAAGAUGUCACGCUAUGUCCAAAAGCUUCGUCGUGGGUUUCAAAUUCAAUUACAAUUAAAUAUUUAAGCUCAUAUUUCUUAGAAGACAAGUUGGUUGCGGCUGAAAAUGAUAGCACCCUUGCUUAUAGAGUAGCUAUUGCCUUUUUCAUGUAUGUUUUGGGACAUUUUUUCUUUUCUAAUGCAAAGACCUAUAUUGAUGCUGGAUGGUUAGCUGCUUUUGAAAAUCUUGAUGUAGUGUCCACGUAUGACUGGGGUGGUGCCGAUUUUUCAAGAUUGUAUGCGUCACUCCGUUUAAAUGGGAGGAGACAGAAGGCACUAUGCGGUUCAUUCCAAAUAUUAGAGUUUUGGGGGUAUGAAUACCUGGGCAUAUGUCGACCAGACAUCUCAAAGGGGAGUACAGAACAAAAAUGGCCGGUAACUUCUAAAUGGAAUGUACCGAAGAAUACAAAUGAUAUUUUCCGUUGUAGGGAUUUACUGAGUAAGCUUAUUGCUGAAGAAGUGACAUGGCGCCCAUGGGAAUCAUACAGAGAAGUUCUUUCAUCUGAUAUGGGAUGCACGGCUUCGAGGCUAUCAGACUCCAGAUAUAUAUUUUCUUACAUGGGCAUUCAUAACAUGUACCUCGGAGAAAGGUGCUGGAGGCAAAACCAUUAUACUUUUGUUGUUCCCAUAAAACUACACACAGUUAUUGGGGAUAUCGGCAGUAUUCAAGCAGAACGCCUAAAAAUGAAGGUUUGCUCGAUGCUACAGAGAUAAUACAAUCUGUUAAAGAUUAUGAUAUAUAUUUGCAGUACUGGAGAAAGGUAACUAACUACAACGAUUAUGUGACUCAUCCUAAUUGGGAAGCCCAAACAUAUGGGCUUGUCGGUGACUUGUAUACGGACCCAAUUGAACACCCCUGCUGAACAUGUACCUAUCCCUCCUCCACAUCUAUUAUCCCACGUAUGUUAACUUUCGACUUUUUCAAGAACGUUCGACAUUUUAUUAUACAUUUGUACUUAUGUAUUUUAUUUUUUCAUGACAGCACAAAACUUACACAUUAUUUCAAGAACAUGUUGAUUUUAAUUAACAAUUUCACGAUUUUACAUUAAAACAAACGAAGGAGAGGAUGGACGUUAUUAUGGCAAAAGAAGCAGAAAUACAAAGGCUGAAUACUAUGAACAUAGAUUUGCAGCAACAAAUGUCUCUUUUCCGUCCGCCGCACGCUGUCCAACUUUCCCUUGGUUUUGGUUCCUUUUCCCAAACAAUGCCACCGCAAGUUUGGAGUUCUAUGAGUCAAGGAUCAGCUUCAAAAAUGUCCUCAGUCAAUGCCACUCCGAGAAUGCAGAUGCCUUUUAUGCCACCUCGAUCGGCGCCUUCGGAUACUGAUAUAGCAAUUAUGCAAAAUAACAUGGCCGUUAAUUUGGGAGUCCUUGUUACAAAUUCAAAAUGGCCUCAAACUCAUAUCAAAAUACCCAGAAAUCGCGAUGCAGGAGCUGAACUUCUAUGGAACGACUAUUUUUCUCCGUACCCAAACCAACUACCCAAUGUUUUUCGCAGAAGAUUAAGAAUGGGUCGAUAAUUGUUUAACCGAAUAGUGGAAGGUGUUACCAAUGCAGACAAAUAUUUUGUUCAAAAGCCCGAUGCUUGUGGAGUUGUAGGAUUAAACCCUCAUCAAAAAGUAACAGUAGCAGUAAGAAUGUUAGCUUACGGAUGUGCGGCAGAUGCAAUAGACGAGUACUUACGCAUAGGAGAAACCACUGUGUUGGAAGCUACUCGGAGGUUCUGUAAGACGAUUUUCAACGUCUAUGGGAAAGAAUAUUUGCAUGAACCAACUGCUGGUGAUGUUGAACUGUUGCUCAAGCAAAACAAAGACCGGAGAUUUCCAGGGAUGCUAGGUAGUCUAGAUUGCAUGCAUUGGAAAUGGGAUAAAUGUCCGUCGGCAGAGUCAGGGGCUUACACCGCAUUUAAAGGGAGCGAAAGUAUCGUGUUGGAGGCGGUGGUGUCCUAUGAUCUAUGGUUUUGGCAUGCAUUUUUUGGCAUGCCCGUAUCUAACAACGAUAUUAACGUUAUGAACCUUUCAUAUGUUUUUCGAAGUCUUGUAACAGGAAAAGCACCACCAGUGAGCUACGAGGUAAACGAACAUUCAUAUGAUAUGUCGUAUUAUCUAGGUGAUGGCAUAUACCCUGAGAUACCUACUAUUAUUAUGGCCAUUAAACAUCCGGUAGGUAGGAAAAAUGAAAUCUUUUCAUGGAUGCAAAAGGGUGCAAGAAAAGAUGUAGAACGGGGAUUUGGUGUACUCCAACAACAGUUUGGAAUCAUCAAACAACCUGCAAGAAUGUGGAAUCCAGAUGUGCUUGCCUAUAUCAUGAAAACCUGUAUUAUCUUACAUAAUAUGAUAGUCGAGGAUGAGCGUCUACCCGGAGACUGGCCACAUGUUUAUGAAAAACGUAGCAACCCGGCACCGGUUAAUAUAUUAAGAGGCAACAAUGAGGAGUUUUCCCAAAUUAGAUCUGAGCAAAGCCGACGUGCAAUGCGUAACAAAGAAGUGCAUAUUCGCUUGCGUGAUGACUUAAUCGAACAUAUAUGGAAAUUAAAAGUUUGGACACUGAUUGUCAUUGUAUGGGUUGUUUUUUAUGAAAGCUUAUGAUUGUCAUUUUCUUUGUAUUUUAACUUUGGAUAAUAAUAAAAUA
Molecule: messenger RNA, 4549 nt
Organism: Papaver somniferum (opium poppy)
Lineage: Eukaryota; Viridiplantae; Streptophyta; Magnoliopsida; Ranunculales; Papaveraceae
Product: protein MAIN-LIKE 2-like
Exons: 4
Coding region: 3556-4506 (316 amino acids)
Source: RefSeq, a predicted model, not a curated record